Messenger RNA from Numida meleagris (helmeted guineafowl), 1026 nucleotides. RefSeq names its product trace amine associated receptor 2 (gene TAAR2). The transcript has a single exon. Gene Ontology annotation, cellular component: membrane. The record is from RefSeq and is a predicted model, not a curated record. Gene Ontology annotation, molecular function: trace-amine receptor activity. Gene Ontology annotation, biological process: G protein-coupled receptor signaling pathway. NCBI's taxonomy places the organism in Eukaryota, Metazoa, Chordata, Aves, Galliformes, Numididae.
AUGUUUUCCAUGAAUGUCUCGAGAGAUUUUACUGAUUGCUCUGAGUUUGGAAAUAGGUCCUGUUCUGACAGCUCUAACUUCUGACCAGGAGUACGAGGGGUGUUGUAUUUCUCCAUAACUGCAGUCUUCCUUCUCACUGUCUCAGGGAAUAUGGCCAUAAUUUUUUCCAUCUUGUAUUUCAAACAGCUUCAUUCCCCGACCAGUUUUCUCAUCUUAUCCAUGGCCACCACAGAUUUCCUGUUGGGCUUUGCCAUUAUGCCCAACAGCAUGGUGAGGUCUGUGGAGAACCGCUGGUAUUUUGGAAUGAUGUUCUGCAAAAUUCAUUACAGUUUUGACCUGAUGCUCUGCUUAGUUUCCAUUUUCCAUCUUUGUUCCAUUGCAGUAGAUCGUUUUUAUGCAAUCUGCCACCCUCUGCACUACGCCAGCACAAUGACCAUGGCUGCCACAAAACAAAUAGUAGCAGUGUGUUGCUCAGUGCCAGCUGCUUUUUCUUUUGGUGUUGUUUUCUCUUAUGCUUCUGGAAUUGAGGGCUAUGAAAGUUUGGUCAAAUGCUCAAGCUUGUGUCCUAUUGUGUUCAACAAAGUGUGGGGGACUGUUUUAUUUACAGUUGGUCUAUUUGCUCCUGCUUGUAUUAUGUUAGGGAUCUACAUUAAAAUUUUUGUAGUCUCCCAAAAGCACGUAUGUGUGUUGAGCCAGACACACAAGCACAGAAAAAGUGAUAUGAAAAAAGAACUUUCUAAGAGCAAAGAUAGGAAAGCUGCCAAGACUUUGAGUGUAGUUAUGUUGGUUUUCUUAGUAUGCUGGUUUCCUUGCUUUUUUGCAAUUCUACUUGAUCCAUUUUUAAAUUUCUCUAUUCCUUCACCUUUGUUUGAUGUUUUAAACUGGUUUGGUUACUUAAAUUCUAUUUGCAAUCCAUUAAUAUAUGGCUUUUUCUAUCCCUGGUUUCGGAAAGCAUUUAAAUAUAUUGUAACAGGCAAAACAUUCAACGCCCAAUUUCGUACAACAAAAUUUUUAUCGGAACAUUAG